Molecule: messenger RNA, 1614 nt
Organism: Rhinocladiella mackenziei CBS 650.93
Lineage: Eukaryota; Fungi; Ascomycota; Eurotiomycetes; Chaetothyriales; Herpotrichiellaceae
Product: 6-phosphogluconate dehydrogenase (decarboxylating)
Exons: 1
Coding region: 1-1614 (537 amino acids)
Biological process (GO): pentose-phosphate shunt; pentose-phosphate shunt, oxidative branch
Cellular component (GO): cytosol
Molecular function (GO): phosphogluconate dehydrogenase (decarboxylating) activity; NADP binding
Source: RefSeq, a predicted model, not a curated record
AUGUCGUCCACCGAUUCCAAACGCCAAAAUGAAAAGGUGCGUGGCUUUCCCUUCAACUUGGUCGGCAUUGUAGGCGCUGGUUCCAUGGGCAGCAUGAUGGCUCUCGGACUUUCGGAAACUGGCGUGGACAUCGCGAUCUGGGAUAUCUCGCCCAACAAUGUAAAGCAAGCGCUUUCCAAGAAGGCAAAUACAGAGUCAAGUGCAGAGGCAAGCACAAGGAAUGGCGAGGUCUAUGGAUUCACGGAGAUAUCGGACUUCGCAGAGUCCCUUUCAAAGGAGCCAAACAAAGUCUUGAUAUUCUCAAUUACGCAUGGCCAACCUGCAGACCAAGUCUUGGACCAGUUGGAAAAGUAUUUGAAACCAGGGGAUAUUAUUCUCGAUGGCGGAAAUGAACAUUACCGCAACACGGAACGACGACAACGGGCAUUGUUUCAGAGAGGCGUCUCUUGGAUUGGAAUGGGGGUAUCCGGAGGUUAUCAGUCUGCCAGGAAGGGACCGAGUCUAUCUCCAGGGGGAGACCAGAAAGCAAUCGACAAAGUCCUUCCUCUUCUGAAGCAAUUUGCCGCAAAAGCAGAGACGCUGGGCCACGUUGGGGGAGCGCCAUGCAUAGAGUACAUCGGACCUCAUGGCUCGGGCCAUUUUGUGAAGAUGCUGCACAAUGGGAUUGAAAACGGAAUGCUCUCGUCUCUCUGCGAGGCCUGGGGAAUGAUGAAGAGCGGUUUGGACAUGACGUAUGAGGACAUUGGAAACGCCCUUGACCAGUGGGACCGAAAAGGGGAGCUCAGGUCAAACUUUUUGCUGCAAAUAGGGUCCGAGAUCUGCCACAGGAAAAAGACGCUAGACGGCGAUGGGCACGGCGAAGGCAAGGGACGAGAGGGGUAUGUGCUGGACGACGUCUUGGACAAGGUGGUCCAGGACGACGACAACAGUGAGGGCACCGGCUUCUGGUCCGUCAUGGAGGCUGCUGCACGACAUGUGGCUGCGCCGACCAUUGCGGCAGGCCAGUUCUUUCGAGUGGCCAGUGGGAAUAGAGCAGAACGCUUGGAGGUUGCAAAGCCGCUACAAACUCCUACGCCUUCCAAAGCCAAUUCUGACAUCAUACAAAACCGGGACGAUUGCGUGGAAGAUAUCCGCCGAGCAGUCUACGCAUCGUUUUUGUGUGCGUUCUGUCAGGGUUUGGAGAUCAUUAGUAGGGCAUCCCACGACGAAGGCUGGGACGUGAGCCUUUCUACUUGCAUUCGCAUCUGGCGCGGUGGUUGCAUCAUACAGUCAAACCAUAUUGCCGACAUUCUCGAGGCAGAUCUUGGGGCUACAGAUGAAAAGGCCGUGAUGAACGUGAAGCUUCUCAAACAAGUUUCCGCAGCCUUACGCGACAACUACGGGCCGCUGAAACGCACCGUUGCCAGAGCCACAGAAUGGAACGCCCACAUACCAAGCUUGUCGGCCUCUCUGGAAUAUAUCAAGUACUGUGGAGGGACAUCGCUCCCCACUCGAUUCAUGGAAGCUCAGAUGGAUUUCUUUGGGGCACACGCCUUUGAUCGCCCUGGUGUGAAGGACGAAGAUCCCGGAAAGCCGAGUAAGGGCGCAUGCCAUUAUGAAUGGAGACCAGCUUGA